AUGGCGGCCCUCAGCGGACUUCGGCUACUAAGUGAUGGUCACUUUAUUACGGAGGCACAUAACAUAGGUGGGCCACAUUUGCCUCCUAGGAAGGACAGUUACAACCAUUCCUUCUCCGAGGUUCGAAUCCGGGACCUUCGAUCAGGUUACCCUAAGGAAAUUCAGUGUGAUUUGGGUAGAUCGUUUACCAGUGAACUUACAUCUGAGUUUUUUAGCAAGUUCGGAAUUAAGGUGUAUCAUUCUUCUGUGUGUCACCCUCAAAGCAAUUCUGUUGAAAGGUUGCAUUCCACCUUGAAAAGGGUAUUGAAGGCUUUGUGCUUGGAAAGCGGGAAGGACUGGGAAGAAUGUUUGCCAUGUGCUUUGUUCGCCCUCAGAACUGUUAGCCAUGAGAGCACAGGUUUUAGUCCCUGCGAGUUAGUACAUGGAAAAAAUUUGAGAAUGCCUCAAACGAUUGUGUAUGAAAACUGGCUAGAGGAAGAAAGUUCAGACCCCACUGUGGUCGAGUAUGUUCUAGACUUAAUAAACAGAUUAAAGAAGUGUCAGGAGCUGGCUGUAGAGAGGAUGAAAGAGUGUCAGAGCAAAAGGAAACUCUGGUAUGAUCGCAACGCUGUUACGAGAAGGUUUAAGGUCGGAGAUCUCGUGCUUGUUUUAGCCACGUCUAAACCACACAAAAUGGCUCUGAACUGGAUAGAGUCAGGUAAAGUAACUAGUGUGAUUUCCGAAACCAAUUAUACGGUAGAGAUUCCGGGUAAGCGUAGCAGUGACACCAUUUAUCACGUAAAUUUGAUGAAACCUUAUUAUUAG
Molecule: messenger RNA, 804 nt
Organism: Stegodyphus dumicola
Lineage: Eukaryota; Metazoa; Arthropoda; Arachnida; Araneae; Eresidae
Source: RefSeq, a predicted model, not a curated record